Messenger RNA from Entrophospora candida, 120 nucleotides. NCBI's taxonomy places the organism in Eukaryota, Fungi, Glomeromycota, Glomeromycetes, Entrophosporales, Entrophosporaceae. The record is from the annotation of a GenBank genome assembly.
UGCAUUAAAUUGCAUCUAGUAGAACAAAUGGAAAAAGAUGAGUUUACACAACAUGAAGUAGCAGCUUCAAUAUCUCAAAAAAUUGGUGAAUAUUGGGAAAUAAUGGAUCGUUUUUCCAUU